AUGCUCUCGCAGUUGGCGUGGCCUUUACUGGUGCUACACUUGUGGUUCCCACUCCUACUAUCGGCAAAGGCGCUCAGCCGACCUGCCGAAAACAUCCAGUUUUUGCUCCAUUACUGGCUCUGGUACUUGGGGCUCACACACGUCCAGUUCUACCUCCAGCUUGCUCCGUUCCAGGGCUUGUUGACUUGGCCAUUGCCGUUUUCAAGAUAUGGCUUUUCUACGGCCACGGUUGCAUCUUACUAUCGCUUGGUCCUCAGUGGUGGACAUGGAGGCGGCAUUUAUAGACCCUACCGUCCUGGCUUUCGUGGUAAAGAACCCGUGUUCCAGAGUACCAUGUCAGUGCUUGAGAGGAGCGGGAUCGCCCGCUUUGCUCUGUCCUUGUUUGCAUUCAACCACGAGCUUUGCCGCCUGGUCCUGUGGCCCAAGAGACCCCUGUGCCUCCACCUCGGUGUCGAUUUCUUUUGCUACAUGGACCUGCCACGCGAGCUAGCGCAGCGGUUACAGCUGCUAGAAAGGUUCAUCUUUGGGAUCCGUUCGGCAGUUUCUCCAGCCGUCUCACCUUCACAGAAAGUGUCUCGACUGACGUCCAAAGUCGACUACAACGACCGCAAUGAGUUCUACUCUCCCAAGCGGGAGUUUUCUCCUCGAGAAGUACACUCUCCAAACCGCUUGCAUACCCUUAGUCCCACAUUCCCAGAGAAUAACUCACCGCUAGUGAGGAAAACGAGACGGAAGCCCCCGGAGGAAAGAAGAGUCCGCAGUGCAAGCGUGGGCAGUAUUGACGACCUGGCGUUGCCAUACCCGCUUGAAACAGCUCCUGAACGGAGCGUCUCCGAGGUGAUUUUCAACAAGCGAUAG
Candidozyma duobushaemuli is the source of this 858-nucleotide messenger RNA. RefSeq lists its product as uncharacterized. Bases 1 to 858 code for a protein of 285 amino acids. The record is from RefSeq and is a predicted model, not a curated record. The transcript has 2 exons. Lineage: Eukaryota; Fungi; Ascomycota; Pichiomycetes; Serinales; Metschnikowiaceae.